Molecule: messenger RNA, 1713 nt
Organism: Syngnathus typhle (broad-nosed pipefish)
Lineage: Eukaryota; Metazoa; Chordata; Actinopteri; Syngnathiformes; Syngnathidae
Exons: 3
Coding region: 70-1572 (500 amino acids)
Source: RefSeq, a predicted model, not a curated record
CAGAUAUCGGCAUCGGCGGUGCCUAUUGAUGUUGACUUCAACUUUACUUUCUGCGAAAUAUUCAGAGCCAUGUCGAAUGAGAUUGACUACUUUUGGGAGUCCCUGCUUUCACCUGGGAGAACGAAAUGGGAAACAAAGAAGGACAAAAGUGGGUCAAAAAGAAAAAACGACAUACCCUUAAACUCAAAUGGCAUCAUCCUGAAGAAAAAGCAACCAAAGAAAGAGAAGAAAAAGAAGAAGAAAAAGAAACCCGAUUUAAACAGUAUAUUUGGCAGCGGCGAUGCUGCAGUGACAACAGAAUCGAAAUCUGUCACGUCUCACCCGAGAAGUAGCGGCACUAUUAGGAAGGAGAAGUCUCAUCGCACAAUUCAGGACACCAAGAAAAAAGGCCAAAGAAAAAAGAAAGUGGCGUUCGAUUUGUCACGUGACUCCGCUUGUGUCCCAAAUUUUGCCUCGAUACGUCCCAAGUUCCCAAAAGAGUGUCCGGAGUUUAAGAAAGCCGCUGAAACAGAUUGUGAGCGGGCUACUUUUGUGAGCGAAAUAGCUCAGCAUCAGUCUCAACUUCAAGAUAACAACAUUCAGUGGGAGGAGAGCAACAGCCAGGACUUGUUCAUCACCCAAAAGAUAUUCAGAUCAUCCUCCUCAGACACCAGUGGGGAAGACAGCUACAAAGCUGCCACGACAACUUCGCCGCAACAAACCCAGAUAUUAGACAAAUAUUUGGAUCAGAUCAAAUACCUCGACAAGGAUUCUUGUCAGCUUUCAAGAAAAAAGAAACGACAAAAGACAGGAAAGAAGACAAGGACUGCGGAGAAGAACAGAUCGCACAGUCGAAAAAAGAACGAUUCAUUCCAAAACAAAUCCGCGAGCCCCAUCGGGGCCGAGGCGCCCUUGUGCUCUCUUUAUUCAAAGCCUAAUGUGAUGAAUCUCCACAUGGACAAGAUGGCCGUAGCAGAUAGGUCACCACCAAAGGUCACAAAGAAACGCGCUCUCCACAUACCCCUCAAACCCACAGCCUGCACCGCCACUCAGACAGAAAACUUCUUCACUGCCGAACUCUCUUCCUAUUUUGCUUUCUCCACAAAGAGAAGACUGGCGGGUGGCUAUGAUGUCGAGAAUCCUUUGGAUCUGAGCUUGCCUCAAAGAGCUAGGAAAGACCCCUGGAGGUGGGCCUCAAGUGAAGUCAAAGAGAAUGAGAAAUGGGGUGAGAAUAAACUGCCCGCCCGAGGGCUCAACGUGCCUUCAUCAUGUUGUUCAGCCAUGAAAGACCUGGAGGUGAAGGAAGGGGUUGUUGUUAAUGAGAAGAGGGAAGGAGAGACCACGGAGAGUUCCCUGACGGAGUCGGAGCCCAAGUCCGGCGACACGACAACAUCCAGCGAUUGCAAUGAGCUGCCAGGCCAAAGCAAAAAGGUUGACCUGAACCAGGUGAAGCCAGUACAGAUGAGGCUGAAUGAGUCAUUCUUCUUCAAGACCAAAGGAGAAGGACAUUCGCCCAGACCUGAGUCGCCGCUGAUGAAACUUUCUCAGAGCAGAGCAAGUGAGAAAGACAUGAAAGGCAAGAAGACACGUUGAGGUUUAUCGGAAAUUCCCGUAAAAUCAACUGCCAUCAUUUGUCUACUACACUUUACCUUUCAGAAAACAGAAUUUAUUGUUUAGGUUGAAUGGAAAUUGUUUUUUCUACUUCUGGAAUAAUUGAAGAACAAGCAAGAGUAU